AUGACUUCCAUAUUUUUAGAUCCUAAUAGAAAUUAUAUGACUUAUAGUAAUCCCGGCCAAAACUGGGAACCUAAGCUGGGAAGGCUUCCUCGCAAAAAAUUUGUUUACAAAAAAAAAAUAGCUUUCAAAAGUUAUUGUUUGAGCAUUGCAUAUGCUCAAACAAAAGCCUGUUUUCUGUUUUCUGUAAGAAACGCGCAAGAAAACGCCAAUAAAGAAACAGUCGUUGACAAAGACAAAAAAUCUGUCGAAGUAACUGACGAGGAAGAUGUACCUUCUGAUUUGGCCAUCAACCACCACCCACAUCGUACUUGUCAGUACAGUAUCACAUAUGCAGGCUCUGGGGAAAAGUCGAAUAAUGCUGAAACUGAUAUCACUUCAAAAUGGGACAUUGAUAACCUUUGUAUAUCGGAUUUAUGUUAUUCUCUAAAACAGACAACAUCACGUGUGGUUGACAACAUUAAUCCAGCACAGAUUUCCGACAUUCACACUUGUCCUCCCGUUGAUUGGCUUUUGUCUUUAACUUUGUGCGCUGAAUUUCUCACUGAAGCUUGCAAAUCAGGAAACGUAUUGGACGUACAUACAGCACAGGUCCUGACACAAAUCCUUCUGUUGCUCAAUAACAGCCCGAUGGAUGUUUACGGUCUCUCGGGUUCCGCCAAAUGCGUGGUUUUAAUUGCUGAAUUCAAACACAAGAAUCAAAAUUCAUACAUCGAAUCAGAUCUUGUAAAGUUAGGAAAGCAGAUGAAAAUUACACUGAACUUGUUGAUCAAGGAUGGGGUUAAGAAGCCAAAGGUCUGUGGAAUCCGCUGCGAAGGAGAAGAAGUCUACACAUUUAUUAUGGAUAUCCCUUCACCCAAGCUAUAUCGCAUGUGUAAUGUAUCAAAGAUCAAGCUUUUUAAGAACUUAGACCAAAUAUCCCUACUUCCAAGCAUUUUGUCCCAUCUUCUGCAUUUAAAAACGAUUGCGUGCGAAACUGCAUCAAAAAUGGAGGAAGCUAUUUUAUACAAGUAUGAUAAUCUAAAACGUCCCUCACCAAAUCCCCCAACGGACUGGAUAUCAAGUAGCAGUGUCACCGUGAACGUGUGUCUAAAGAACAAACAAAAAAAAAGUAACUUCUCUUCUCAGGUCAUUAUGAAUUAUGAAGAGGAGCUUAUCUUUAAUAAAUAG
Mucor mucedo is the source of this 1167-nucleotide messenger RNA. RefSeq lists its product as uncharacterized. The transcript has 5 exons. The coding region runs from base 1 to 1167 and encodes 388 amino acids. The record is from RefSeq and is a predicted model, not a curated record. Lineage: Eukaryota; Fungi; Mucoromycota; Mucoromycetes; Mucorales; Mucoraceae.